Molecule: messenger RNA, 674 nt
Organism: Paramisgurnus dabryanus
Lineage: Eukaryota; Metazoa; Chordata; Actinopteri; Cypriniformes; Cobitidae
Product: butyrophilin subfamily 2 member A1
Source: RefSeq, a predicted model, not a curated record
UGGUGAAGCUUUAGACCAACUUAUGUAGCCAUGUUCAGCCAUCCUCUCAAACUGUCAGAGCGUUGCAGUUGCACAAUGCAUAUCUCUCACCCGACCUCAGUGCUUUUAUUGCUUGCUGUUCUCUGCAAUCUGCUGGUUUGUCUAGCAGGAGUGACUGUGAAAUAUCCACGAGACCCAUAUACUAAAGCCGAAGGAGAUACUUUAACGCUCAAGUGCAUGGUGCACUAUGAACCAAAAACAUGCAAAGACAUUAAAACCAGAUGGUGCUGUCUAGACAAAGUAGACCACUGUUCAUCCCUAAAGGAUCCAUCCAGGUACCUAAUUCAAGUAAAUGAGACACAAGAGAAAGAAUAUCGACAAAGAAGCAUUUUUGUCACCUUCAAUUCCUUGACACGCCAAGACACCGCCUACUAUCAGUGUAAUGCAGUGUGCAGCAGCGGAACCGAAGGCAAAGGCCAUCUCGUGCACCUUAAUGUGACAGGUUUGAAAGCCUCAAAAUGGAGCGGCCAGAGCAAGGUGGACACAGCUUUGCUUACACUGAGUGUCGCUUUACUUUUAUGGAGUUAAUGAGGACAAAAACAAGGGUGGAUAUGACACACAACAUGCUGUGAAUCUAUUUUUUUUACAUAAUUUAAAAAAUGUUUUUUAUUCAAAAUAAACCAGAGACAGAAACA